AAGCGUACAAUUGGCCGGCCGCCGAGGUUCAAACGAACAACGUGAGCGGCUAUUGGUGGAGGCGGCGCGAGGCGGGCCCCGGGCAUUGUCCCGCUCUGGCUGCGGCGGUCCGACUGCGAGAGCGGCGGCGGCGGCGGCGCGGGGCUGCAGUGGGCGUCGCGCGGCCGAGACCAUGGCUGGAGGCAAAGCUGGAAAAGACAGUGGGAAGGCCAAGGCUAAGGCGGUGUCUCGUUCCCAGCGAGCUGGGCUCCAGGUGCUUGCCCUACAUGUAUGUCUGUGCAGCAUGUACAUACAGUGCCAGAGGAGGCCAGACGAGGGAGUCAGAUAUCCUGGAACUGGACUCACACAUGUGCCAUUUUCCUGUGGGCCGCAUCCACAGACACUUGAAGACUCGCACCACAAGCCAUGGACGGGUGGGCGCCACUGCUGCUGUGUACAGUGCCGCAAUUCUGGAGUACCUCACAGCUGAGGUGUUGGAGUUAGCAGGUAAUGCUUCCAAAGAUCUCAAAGUGAAGCGCAUCACCCCACGUCACUUACAGCUUGCAAUCCGCGGUGAUGAAGAGUUGGAUUCUCUUAUCAAGGCCACCAUAGCCGGGGGCGGCGUGAUCCCGCACAUCCACAAGUCUCUGAUUGGAAAGAAGGGGCAGCAGAAAACUGCUUAGGACGUGAGUCGCUGGCCUGCUCUCCUCGGUCUGUAACAGGGCAGAGGGGACUAGUGCGGUGUGCGGAAGAGCAUAGACGGUUGCUGUAGACGAGACAAAGGCCACAUCUGUAUGUUUUUAGACUCGGAGUUUGAUGAGUCCCUUUCCCUGUGGUCACAGUCAUGUGUUGAUUGGCCAGGUUUCUCCCUUGUGUUUUAUACAAAAGUAGAAUUGAUAAAACAUUUUUUACAAAAGUACUGUGUCUCAGUAUUUCUUCAUGAUGUAUUAGAAAUACUUUUUUCAAACCUGGCCAGGGCCAUGUUGCCUGCAUCCCCAGCGUUUGGGAGGUGUGGGCAGGACCUUCAGAAUACACGCUGAUCUCUGCCUACAUUCCAAGUUCUACCACAACCUGGACUACAUAUUCUCUUCAGACAUUGACGUUUUAAGAUAUUCAGAAUAAUCUUAAAGCAAAAAUUGGAAUGUAGUAUACCUUGAUUGUUACAGUGUUAGUUUGAAUCUCAGAUAUAAUCAAUUUUUAGAAAUAUAUAUUUAUUAACGUAUACAGUGUUCUGCCUGCCUAUAUGCCUGCAAGCCAUAAGAAAGCACCAGAUCCCAUUACAGACCAUUGGGAGCCACCAUGUGGGUGCUGGGAACUGAACUCAGGACCUCUGCAAGAGCUGCCAGUGAUCUUAACCUCUCCAGCCCUUAUCAAGGAGUGUUAUUAGCCUACUUUAUGGGCAUGCUGCCCAUUGUCCACAGGAGGUAAUGAUCUGCUGAGAAGACAGUUGAGCUGGUAGAUGGGUCAGUGCAGUUGGACACAAGCCUAGGUCUGUCUGGCUUCAGAGUGCACACAGGAGUGAUGCUACUAAGUUAGACUUUUCUGAUUGGGUCCUGGAAUUCUAACUUUGUGUGGCCAUUCAUCGAUCCCACUAACCUGCAGUGACUUACAGCCUUUAUGAUUGAUGUCUAAGUGACUACAAGAUGUAAACUAAUUCACUAGUAAAUGCGAUAGCCAAAAUUUUAUUUUUCUUCAA
Mus musculus (house mouse) is the source of this 1675-nucleotide messenger RNA. RefSeq names its product H2A.Z histone variant 2 (gene H2az2). The coding region runs from base 267 to 662 and encodes 131 amino acids. Gene Ontology annotation, molecular function: DNA binding; protein heterodimerization activity; structural constituent of chromatin. Lineage: Eukaryota; Metazoa; Chordata; Mammalia; Rodentia; Muridae. Gene Ontology annotation, cellular component: nucleus; chromosome; nucleosome. The transcript is spliced from 6 exons. The record is from RefSeq and is a predicted model, not a curated record.